ACCAAUUUUAAUAACCCACAAACAAGGCAACAUAGUAGUAGGUUGUAAGAGUGUGUGUCAAUGGAGCGAAGGUUAAACAGAGAGCGUAAAGGGUCACAAAAUCUACAAAAAAAGAUGGCAAAGACACUGCACAUAGAAGAACCACCACCUGACCUCACUGAUUUCAUGAACGACAUGUUUUUUGGGACAGCAGACACUCACAAAAAAACCUAUGAUCUCACUGGUGGUGUUGGAGGCAUGGAUGAUGAUGAUGAUGGUUUUGAUGAUAGUACUAGAAGUAAUAGUGCAAGGUUGACACAAGAGUGGUUGCAAGAAGCAAGACGCAUGGUUGCUUCUUCUCCUUCACGUAGUGAGUCUCCUGGACGCCUUUUAGGUUCCCCUCGCUUUGCAUCAUCAUCACCAUCUUCCCAUCGAACGGAGGAACUCUCUAGGACUAGGUCCGCUAGAAGAUACAGAACAGCGGAAGGGAUCAGUGACGAGAUACUCUCAAAAACAGCAAAACACAGUCGUAACAAAUCCGACACCUUUACCCAACCUUCAUUACAUGGAGACGGAUCCCCUGCAACGGCGGUUCACAAAUGGUUUUCCAACAUCCUCAAACCCAAUAAUAAUAAUAAUAAUAAUAGCAACAUCACGCCACCACCUUCUCCCGAUUCCCUCCCUCCUCGCCAGCCUCUUCCUCGAAAAUCUCGCUUCCAAACCGAACCCUCCACUGCACCCAACCCGCAGGGGAUCCAACCCCCUAAUUAUAAUUCCCGAAGAACUUUCAAGACUUCUGUCCCGUCGCAGGAUAAUUCAAACCAACGAACACAACCUACGUCCGCUUCGACUCUACCUCUGUCGCCACCGAGGAACCUCGUCGAAUCCGCUCACCGGAGAACGAUAUCAUCUUCGACAUGCUCGUGGGAGAAAAUUGAGCCGGUGACGCAUGUUGCAAAGGCCGAAGAAGCGACGGAAGAGUAUAGCCUCAACGGCUUUUUGAAAGAGCAGAGGAAUUUGUUUCAGAGAUUCUCGAAGGGAGAGAUUCGUGGAAAUGCCAAUAUCGUGCUUUCUGGACAUUCUAACAGUACGGCGUCGAUGGUGGCUGCCAUUUGCCAUGCAUGGUUGUCGGGUUAUAGGCAGAGAGAGAAUGAUGAUGGUAGAAAUGAGGGCACGGUGGUGGUGCCUGUGAUGAAUGUGAAGAGAGGUGAUAUGUGUAAGCUCAAGCAAGCAGCAUGGCUGUUUCAUCAUGCUAGUCUUGAUGCAACCUCAUUGCUUUUCAUUGAUGAGGUGGACAUGGAAAGUCUUUUGAUGACAGGAAAACUGAGAGUCCUCAUGGUUGGACAAGAUAUCUUAAGUGCAACUGGCGAGGUUGGAUCUCAAUGCACAGUUCUUACAGAUAAUUAUUGUGAGGAUGCAUAUGAUCUACUUCAGAACUCUGUGCUGAAGAAACUAUUGCUUGCUGGUAUUCUGCUAGACACACAGAAUCUAAAAGCUUCUGCAACACUAUCGAUGACAAGAGAUGCAGAGGCAGUCCAGCUGCUAUUGGUUGGCUCAGCCCCAAACUACCGAUAUGCUUUAUUUGAUCAGUUGACGCAAGACCAAAAAUCAUCUUCUUUUGUGGAAUCUUUGAACCAUAACUAUUGGAAGCACCCUGAUGAAAGUGACCAAAACAGUGAAGGAAACAUGGAGCAUAAAGUUUGCGAGAGAAAGUUAAGCUCUACAUCUGACCGUGAAACUACCAUGCGAAGUUCAAAAACAAAUUCCAUGGAAGCAAAAGUUAAACUUGCAACGCCACUUAUGCAAUCUCCAAGUCCUACUAUAGGAGCAUCAUCAAAUGCAGAAAAGGAAGCCUCUCGUGGGAAAAAUAAGUUCUUCUUGGCAAGGUGGUUUGGAUUUGGUUCUAAAUGAUCUCUACCAUCUAUGCAAAUGGCAACUUAAGUUUUGCAAAAUUCAAAAUUGAAUAAAUUGCUGUAAUUCAAAUGAGAAUCCCAUCACAAAUUUUGCUUUUUUCCCCUUGAUGCUUGGGACAUUCGUGAAGAUAUAUAUGAGCCUGGUUAGGAUUCAGAUUUUAUGCAGUAAUUGCGGUUGAAGGAAUAACAUAUGGGCCUGCCAAUUAUUUUUGGUUUGGUUUUAACUCUCUGGUUUUUAUGGGAA
Molecule: messenger RNA, 2136 nt
Organism: Cicer arietinum (chickpea)
Lineage: Eukaryota; Viridiplantae; Streptophyta; Magnoliopsida; Fabales; Fabaceae
Cellular component (GO): cytoplasm
Molecular function (GO): exopolyphosphatase activity
Source: RefSeq, a predicted model, not a curated record